AUGACGACGAUAGAGGAUUACCGCAGGAAGUUACUGUCACAUAAGGUACUGGAAGCUCAUGUAAAGCAAGCAAGAGAUAAACUGAGGUCUGCAAAGAAGGAAUAUGAGAAAACUGAAGAUGAUUUGAAGUCCUUACAAAGUGUAGGACAGAUUGUAGGGGAAGUUCUGUCGCAGCUCGAAGUUGGACGUGUGUUGGUAAAGGCAAGUAGUGGCCCUCGGUAUGUGGUAGGCUGUCGCACUAAAAUCCCCAGAGAAAAACUUAUAUCGGGCACUCGUGUAGUUUUGGACAUCACUACUUUGACUAUCAUGAGGCAUCUUCCAAGACAAGUUGAUCCAGUUGUGUAUAAUAUGCUUCAAGAAGAUCCAGGUAAUGUUAGCUACUCUUCUGUGGGAGGCCUAUCCGAUCAGAUACGAGAUCUUAGGGAAUCUAUAGAGCUGCCUUUAAUGAAUCCUGAGCUCUUUCUUAGAGUGGGGAUCAAACCUCCCAAGGGUGUUCUUCUCUAUGGACCUCCAGGAACAGGAAAGACAUUGCUGGCUAGAGCAAUUGCCAGCAAUAUAGAUGCUAACUUUUUGAAGGUUGUAUCAAGCGCAAUUGUCGAUAAAUACAUUGGUGAGAGUGCGAGAAUGAUAAGGGAAAUGUUCAAUUACGCUCGUGAUCACCAGCCUUGUAUCAUAUUUAUGGACGAGAUCGAUGCAAUUGGUGGAGCACGUUUGAGUGAAGGGAGUAGUUCAGACAGAGAAGUGCAGAGAACACUCAUGGAGUUGCUUAACCAGCUAGACGGAUUCGACCAGCUUGGCAAGGUAAAAAUCAUAAUGGCGACAAAUAGACCUGAUACUUUAGAUUCUGCACUACUCCGCCCUGGGCGUCUAGACCGAAAGAUAGAGAUUCCAUUACCUAAUGAACAGUCAAGAAUGGAAAUUCUCAAAAUCCAUGCUGCUGGGAUAUCCAAACAUGGGGAAAUUGAUUAUGAGGCAAUUGUCAGGCUUGCUGAGGGCUUUAAUGGGGCUGAUCUACGGAACAUAUGUACUGAAGCUGGGAUGUUUGCCAUACGUGCUGAACGGGAUUACGUUGUUCAAGAAGAUUUCAUGAAGGCUGUCAGAAAACUGAACGAUGCCAAGAAGCUCGAGCCCAGGGCUCACUACAAUUUUGGGAAAGAAAAGUGA
Messenger RNA from Fragaria vesca subsp. vesca, 1164 nucleotides. RefSeq names its product 26S protease regulatory subunit S10B homolog B-like. Gene Ontology annotation, cellular component: proteasome regulatory particle, base subcomplex; cytosolic proteasome complex. NCBI's taxonomy places the organism in Eukaryota, Viridiplantae, Streptophyta, Magnoliopsida, Rosales, Rosaceae. The record is from RefSeq and is a predicted model, not a curated record. The transcript has 9 exons. Gene Ontology annotation, biological process: positive regulation of RNA polymerase II transcription preinitiation complex assembly. Bases 1 to 1164 code for a protein of 387 amino acids. Gene Ontology annotation, molecular function: ATP hydrolysis activity; ATP binding; proteasome-activating activity.